UGUCAAAGUUACAUUGUCAAGUGAUAAACAAUGUUGUUGGCUCAACGUGGGUAUUACCGAGGAGUGAGCUGCGUGAGGGUUAAGGUGGUGAGAGAGCAGGUUCGUGGGCAGCAGAAGCAGGAGCUGCCUCCGCCCGAGUGUCUGCCGGUGUGGCCUCCGUGUCCACCACCCCCGCCGCCGCCCCCCACCCCGCCCUGCCCGCCCCCUCCCACCAUCUAUCCACCAUUCUACUGCUGCCCAAGAACCAAAUACGAUGCGAAGUUCAUAUACAUCAAUGAUGUCCCUCCAAGCACCAGAUUCAAAGACUUCGUUGACCGAGCAUCACAAGUCAUGUUUUGGACAGAGCUGGUACGAGGUUUUGCGGUAACACUUGGGCACGUUUUCAAAGAGCCAGCCACUAUAAACUAUCCUUUCGAGAAAGGGCCUUUAUCUCCGAGGUUCCGAGGGGAGCAUGCUUUACGACGGUACCCGUCAGGCGAGGAGCGCUGCAUUGCUUGCAAGCUAUGCGAGGCCAUGUGCCCUGCGCAGGCGAUCACCAUCGACGCAGAGUCUCGCAGCGACGGCUCCCGACGCGCCACUCGCUAUGACAUCGACCUCUCUAAAUGCAUCUUCUGUGGUUACUGCCAAGAAGCCUGCCCCGUCGACGCUAUUGUCGAAGGACCCAACUUCGAGUAUACUACAGAAACGCGAGAAGAACUGAUAUAUAACAAAGAAAAAUUACUGAACAACGGUGAUCGCUGGGAGCCAGAAAUAGGAAGUAAUCUUAGAGACAACCAUUUGUAUCGUUAGAUGUGUAUUUUUUUCUCUUGCUGAUGAAUGCAUUUUAUUAUCAUGUGUAAUUUAAUUUGAAUUGAAAGGUUCUCAAGAAUAUGUAACAGGAGUUCUCACGCGUCUUAAGCAAUAAUGUGAUGAAGAGCUUGGAAAUUGAGUUGAACUACACCUCGCUCUGUAAUGUUUU
This is a messenger RNA of Helicoverpa armigera (cotton bollworm), 958 nucleotides long. RefSeq names its product NADH-quinone oxidoreductase subunit I. Lineage: Eukaryota; Metazoa; Arthropoda; Insecta; Lepidoptera; Noctuidae. The coding region runs from base 31 to 789 and encodes 252 amino acids. The record is from RefSeq and is a predicted model, not a curated record. Gene Ontology annotation, molecular function: NADH dehydrogenase activity; 4 iron, 4 sulfur cluster binding. Gene Ontology annotation, biological process: mitochondrial electron transport, NADH to ubiquinone; mitochondrial respiratory chain complex I assembly. The transcript has 2 exons. Gene Ontology annotation, cellular component: membrane.